Trematosphaeria pertusa is the source of this 678-nucleotide messenger RNA. RefSeq lists its product as uncharacterized. The coding region runs from base 1 to 522 and encodes 173 amino acids. The transcript is spliced from 2 exons. Lineage: Eukaryota; Fungi; Ascomycota; Dothideomycetes; Pleosporales; Trematosphaeriaceae. The record is from RefSeq and is a predicted model, not a curated record.
AUGUCGGAUUCCAACUCCACAGGAAACGCAAGUAUUGCAGAACCUCCCUUUCGCUUCCUCGCUCUUCCUGGAGAGAUUCGAAAUCAGGUUUACGAAUGCGUUGUCGCCAACUUCGAAAGCGACCGAUUAAGGCACACAAGGAGUGUUCGCGAGGUUCUGCGCCAUCUUCCCGUCCCGAUAUGGGCCUUCCUCUUAACAUGCAAGCAAAUACGAGCCGAACUCCUCGAACACUGCUACCGCUCAUACGUAUGGCUAGCAAACCUGCGCAUUACCACCAAAGGGUUUGAGCCCUUUGAGCUCAAUGGCGAUCGUUCGUGGAUGCUACAGCCUGAGGAUGAGUGGAUGCCUCCAGCUGGUGCUCUGAGCAAGGCUCGAUCCGCCAUUUCAGGUGCGGGUUCAGAACGAGGUGGAUCCGAGGAUAUCGAACUGGCCGGCGCUCGGGUCCUUUUUGGCGAUGGAGCUACGUGCUACUACAGAGAACAAACUAGCGGGAAUUAUGGCCGAGAAGAGGACGAAGAAUGAGGGCGUCACGGCCUUCUCAGUGGAGGACUGGAGGGGUGUUGUUAGAACGUUGAGGUGUGCGUUCUUAAACUUUUGGUCGACGCGGGGUUGAGGCUGUGAUGGUGUGGCAACGUUGGUUCGGGAUAUAGCGGGAGCACAUCGUCGUAUUGCCGAGAG